Porites evermanni is the source of this 4038-nucleotide messenger RNA. The record is from the annotation of a GenBank genome assembly. NCBI's taxonomy places the organism in Eukaryota, Metazoa, Cnidaria, Anthozoa, Scleractinia, Poritidae.
AGAUACUGUUGGAGUGAGAUAGGCCUUUGGAGUGUAAGCUUUCUGGAGGUAAGGAUUUGUCUCUAUCUUUCAAAAAUAGCGUCUUAAGCCAUCUGCCAAUAAGGACGCUACCUGCUUAAAACACUUUUUUUGAGGGUCAUUUUGAAAUAUAAACAAAGAACGCAGCUAAACGAUUAUUUACUAGCGCCUUGUACAAGAACCAACGGAAAGCUACGUGAAAACUGGUGACUUUGCGGGUGUUGCUUUAAGACUCUGCUCUCUCAGGACAAGUUUUUUUUGGUCAUUGCGCAAUCGAAGCUAAAACUGUUCGGUUCAAUGAAGCUCAUUGUCAUGACAUUUAGUUUUUCUCAACGUCGAUCAAAAGCUUUUGAACAAAAGAUUGGAGAGGUGAUCGAUUCCACGCAUGCAUGAGCGAUUAGGCGCGACUUGUUGAAUGAGACUCACUGGCUUUUUACUUUGGCUGGCUCAUGAUGAUGCUUAACAUUCUAUUCGUAAACAAAAGUGUGAUUUGCUUAAAGAGUAAAAUGCAGUAUAUUUUCGGUCUUGUUUUUGAUUUGCUUUGCUGUCGCAUUCAGAGUGUAUAAUUCUCAAAAGCAGACGAUUUUUACUGGGUGUCUUAAAGACCAUUUCAUUUAAGAGCGGAUUCAUUACAAACAAAACUGCUGAAUAAUUGAAGAUUUCAUUAUUAUGACCUAAUUCACAUUAGUUCAUGCCUGUAGGAAAGAAAAUGGGAAAUUGAAAUGCAAAAAUUCUUCCAAGCGCCAUAUCCUUCACGCAACACGAAUCAUUUGAAUCCAAUUGACUUCCUUCUUUCCCUUGGUUUCUGUAAUCAUAGCAUAAAUUAAGGGAAAAAAAGGAGUCAGGGAAGUUUACACGCGUUCAAAGCGUGAAAUAAAGAGCCUGCCUCGAAGAAACGCCUCUUUACGGGUAACAAAUGAUAAACAUUUCUAAGGCGCUCUGUGAUUGGCUAGCGCUUUAAAUGUCAGUCUCUCUGACCAGCUGUUUGCUUGUUUUACAUCAGCUGAAUAGAACAGUGGCUUGCAUAUCCACCGAAGUUGCUGGCGACUUCAUCUGGAGGCCUCUUUUGGAGGCAAGAAGCUGGACUUCGUUCAAAAGACUCCACCACGAAGCUGGCCUUCUCAGCCUUGUGAAAUUCAUCUCGACAUAAAGCUGAUAACCAACCUCUUGGAUCGAGGCGAAUAUACUCUCAACAAAUGCUAGCGAGCAACAGGCUUCCGCUAAUUCGCAGUCGAUCCAAAGAAACUGUAGAGACAAUGGCCCCUCAAUGCAAGGCCUUUGUUCAAGAGAUCGAAAUCCUCUCGGACGACGAAACAGCCCUCGUUCAAGUUUCUAAGCUCCUUGGAAGCGGUGGCUUUGGCUCUGUUUACGAGGGGAAAUUUCGCGGAAAAAAGGUUGCGGUUAAAAAGAUGAACACCAACUCAAAAAACCCGCGAGCGGUCUUGCAGAGUUUCCAAGCGGAAACUUCUACUGCCUCGUUCUGUCAUCCUUACAUUGUUCGGACACUAGCAGCUUCAAGCUUAGAACGUCCUCUCUCCGAGAGAAUGAUAAUUAUGGAGUUCGCCGGUCCAAGAACCUUACGAAAUAUUUUGGACAAUGAAAAGGAAAUUAUUGACGAGGAGAGAAGAAUCAAAUUCGCCUCUCAUAUAACUAUGGCGUUAGAAUUUAUUCAUGGACAAGAUAUCGCUCACUUGGAUGUUAAACCUGCAAAUAUUCUAGUUGACUCCAAAGAUAUUUGCAAACUAGGAGAUUUCGGUUGCAGUCAAAUUGUGGAUGAUGGCGAGAAUCUACCUGCUAGCCCAACCUAUUCGUACCUGACAGGAACUUUCGCUUAUAGAGCACCAGAACUUCUCAAGGGAGAAACACCAUCCCCAAAAGCGGACAUUUAUUCACUGGGUAUUUGUUUAUGGCAGUUACUAACCCGGGAACGGCCUUAUGGCUCCGAGAAUUUAUAUGUUGUUGUAUUUGGCGUCGUUGCGUACAAUUUGCGACCACGUGUGCCAAGCGUCGAUAAGAUAUCCUGCCAUUAUCAGCAAUUAGUGGAAUCACUUUGGCAGUCGAGUCCGUGUUUACGGCCAACGGCCAGUGAAACUAUAGGGAUUUUACGAUCAAUGCAGAGAAGUUAGUAAGUUAAGCUAAUGGUAAGCUACUUUUAGCCGUUUUAUUCCAGGGAAAUUCCUCACCGUUGAUGUCAAAAGGAAGCAAUUAAGUUUUAAUUCGAUCACCAAUCUCUUUCCCUCCUUUGAAAUGAAUUUCUUGCUUGUAUUUAGAUAGCAAUGCGUCAAGAUUAGGAAAUUUUUUCAGGAUUAAAAAUACUACCCAUGAAUGUAUUUUUUACUAAUUGCGUUUAAAUGAUUCAACUUUCAGACGAAAAAAAAUAGUUUUGAGAACCUUUGUUGAAAUUUCCAGUCUUUCUUAAAAUGAAUCACUAGACAAGAGUUUUAUUUUACUGCAAGGUUCCAAAGAAUGAGCGCUGCCCAGAACAACCAAUCUGAAGACGGUUCGCGCAAAAUCAUCGGUUUUUGUUUCACUGAGCAGAAAUCAUGACUUAUUAUAAAUACUGUUUAGCGUAUGUUGCAAGUUUUCUUUAUUUAAAUUCAAGCAACUAUUUAAUUGCAUUUUGCGAAAACGAUCGACCGAUUUGCUAUUCCAAGUUGACAAAGGCUUACAUGGAAGUCCCUUUGUUUGCAUAGUUUUAUAGGACAAUUUAGCCAUUCUUCUUUUGUAGGGAGCUUGUUUCUUUCCAUUAUAAAGAAACAGAAACCUCAAAGGUCGUCAAAAAGUUGGAUAGAUAUUUUCUCUGUUUUGCCCGUUAAACUCUCUUGCAUCCAGUCGGAAAGGCCGUCUUACACAGAGUUGAAAGGGUGCAUGGUUAAGGGAAAAUAUAAUUAUGUAGUUCAAAGGCCUCUGAUAUAGGCGCUAAAAGUGCUUUUUAGAAUAGUGAAAGAAAAUAUUAUGAUGGCUAUGCAUUCUGGACGUUUAUUUGUCUCAGAGCAUGCCAUUUUUACCUUUUUAUUACUUAAACUGUAAAUGCAAUUUUAUACUUAAAACCGUCUUAGAUUAAUACUUGAUCGAGUAACCCGCGGAAUAGACAAUUGUUAAAUACGAGAGCCGGGAUUAGAACUUUUAAACUUUCUAUGUUUCUGAAACAGGCUAAGUGACUCCAUAUAUCAUAUCUACGGAUAUUUUUGAAACCUUAGAACAAAAAGACGUCUCGUAAAAAAUAUAAUAACAAACUAGUUAAAAUUUAAUAAAUUUUAAAUUUAUUUGAAAGGACAAAACAUAUAUUUAAAAACCUGAAAUGAAGGUUGCUAGAGGAAAGAUAUUUUAUUCGUCCAAUUAUAUUCCUACGAAAUGUAUUUCUUCUUGAUACAUGUAUUUUUAUGUCAUCAUGUCGCGAACGCACAGAGAGGAAGCUAGACGAUUUUCAGUUUCUGUCGUUUGAUUCACCUCGACACUAGUUUUACACUAAAUCAAUACUAGGGUAAAAAUAGAACAAGCUUUGUAGAUGUUUAGCAUUUAAAAAACAAUAGAUUCAAUACUUAACAUAACAGAGGAACACGUGUUAGUUUAAGUGACUGCUUCCUACGAGCAAAGGUCACUGAAAUUUAACCAUUUCCUCAGACAUAUUUUUUUCUUUUAACUUUUCAAUUCUCUGACUAACAUUUUUUCCGCCUCUUCUUUGUAACACGUACAAUUUAUUCAACACAAUCGUCAAUUGUUGCUUCAGUUCUCCAGUAAUGCGAUAUUUAUUUAAUCUUCCUUUCCCAUACUGAAAACGGUUACUGCAGGUACAACUUUCUAUGCAUUGCAAAAUGUGUUUAGAGUAUCAGUGAGCAUAGCAUUUGAACAAAAUGACUGAUUUUAGUAUAUUAAAUUUUUGAGAGAUGUUUCUUGAAUUUCGCAGAAACGUCCUUCACAAGAAUACAGCCUUAACUUAUUUAUGAUGGGUAAAUCAUUGACAAAUGUUGUUCUAUUUUAAACCGAAUUUGACAUGAAUAAAUUGCAUUUAAAAACAGU